CUGAUAUCUUUUUCACUUAAUACUAUAGGAAUGGUGAACUACCUCUAUGGUUUUCUCUAUUUUUAUUUGACCUUCGUCUUGAUACGUAUGAGGAAUAGAAAGAAGACUAGUCUUUUGGUAAUGACUUAUCGAUUUCUGUAGAUAAGGCAUUUUUACUGGACAUUACUUCUAUACAACGCAAAUGACAUGUCCUUCACACCCAUAACAUAUACACAAAUAGACAGGAAUGUCUCAGGAGAAUCACCCUGACUGGAGAGACAUGAUAUUGGCUUAACCAGACCUGUUUUUGAUCGAACGAAAUAUUUUCGCUCAACCCUAUUAUACUACUUAAAUUUGUAUUAAUUUAGUCUGUUUAAUUAUGUUCUCAGAAUAUAUGGCUUACACGGAGCCACGAAGCGUCGGAAAUCUAAUUUUCUACUCACUGGGAUAUGACAAAUAUAUCAUUAUUUCUAACAUCAACAAUCUACUCAAUGUUCAAUUUAUUGGAAAUCAUCAAGUAACACACCUUGUCAAUGAUAUCUACAUUACUUCUGCACACACAGAUUUUACGCAACCUUUGGAAGCAGUGGACAAGGUGAAAUUAAAACGUAACGUAUUCGAUGAUGAUAAAGCAAAUGUCAACAUGGGAAAUGCAAGUUUCAGGUCUGUUUGUUGGUUCUCUUAAGCAAAAGCAAUGAUUUCCAACUGAGAAUGACAUAACUUCCUAUGAAUUCCUAAUACUAACAAACUCUGGAAACUUUGAAUAAAUUGAGCAUUGGGUA
Messenger RNA from Schistosoma rodhaini, 761 nucleotides. The record is from the annotation of a GenBank genome assembly. NCBI's taxonomy places the organism in Eukaryota, Metazoa, Platyhelminthes, Trematoda, Strigeidida, Schistosomatidae.